Neolamprologus brichardi is the source of this 1548-nucleotide messenger RNA. The record is from RefSeq and is a predicted model, not a curated record. NCBI's taxonomy places the organism in Eukaryota, Metazoa, Chordata, Actinopteri, Cichliformes, Cichlidae.
CCUCGGGAACACUGCCACAAUCGAGAGAGAGCCGAAGAAAGAGCGAGGGAGCAGAGAGGAAAGGAAAAAGCCAUGCCUGCAGUCGAGAGACUUGGCAGGACUUCCCCUCCUUUGUCUGUCUGGCUCAGAGAUGCAGCGCCAGAGGAAAUCAAGAAACGUCCAGGCAUGGUGGUGGUGAAGGUGGAGGUGGUGGUGGAUGGGGACAAGCUUUGCAUCGGCUUCAAAAAGACGGGAGAGAAAAAGUAUUUUCAACGGACUGGAGCGUCUUUGAGGUCAAUGGAAAUCAGAAACAAACAAGCCCUUUUCUCUAUUUAAACGAAAUUCCACAUUGGACCAAUUGGACGCGAUUAGGCUUUGGAGACAAAAUGUAGCGUGACUACAAUGUGCAAAAGGUCGACCUGUGAUUUUAAUGCAAAAAAAGUAGUUUACAAAGCAUUUGUAUUUCUUGGAGCGCUAAACAGCAUCUGUGAACUGGACAAGGCCGGAUACUGGACUUCAGAGACUCUCGUAGUAGCCAGAGGAAGGCCAUCUGUGCGCAGCACAAGAGAAAAACACGAUGUGAAUGGAAACAGGACUGUUCCACCUUUUCCAGAGGGAACAGAGAUGGCCAUGUUUGGUAUGGGCUGCUUCUGGGGUGCAGAGAGGAAGUUUUGGAGGCAAAAAGGAGUUUAUUCUACCCAAGUGGGCUAUUCUGGGGGUUACACAUCUAACCCCACCUACAAGGAAGUUUGCACAGGGAUGCGUCAGGGGAACGAUAUUGGGACGACAUACCGCUCCGCCAUCUACACCUACACAAAGCAGCAGCUUGAGGAAGCUCUGGCCUCCAAAGAGCAAUACCAGAAGGUACUAACACAGGCAGGUCACGAUUCCAUCACCACAGAAAUUGCUGAGGCCAAGCAGUUCUACUAUGCUGAGGAGUACCAUCAACAGUACCUGAGCAAAAACCCCGAUGGAUACUGUGGCCUGGGAGGCACAGGUGUCGCGUGUCCGAUAGAAAUCAAGUCGAAGGCCUAGACAGCCAAAAACAGCCAGGUUUUGUGUUUCAGAUGGUUAAAUUCCUACCAUUUGACAUAUUUUAUGGCACUUUUUACAUCGGAUUAUAGUCCACAUUUAUCUGAUGCUCAAAAAAUUUGGAGCUUCAGCUCUUUUUUUUUUUUUUAAGGAUCAGUACCUGCCAGAUGUCACCCUCUGACACAUAAACUUUGAAAGCCAGUAAAGACUCUUCACAGUCUUUUAAAAAAAUCUUUUAAAAAAGGUGUAGUCCAAAAAAAGUUCUGCGACACAUAAUCGAUGAUGAAAUUCUGAGUAAUUUCAUGCAUCCUGAAAAAGUGGUGUUUAAAAUGAAAUCUUGUUAGAAAGCAGUGAAAUCCUGCACAGAAUUAAGUAAAGAAUUUUUAGUGUGUGGAGUGCUUUUUCACUGUAUUAGUUUGUUUAAUCAGCUCUUAUAAUUUGCAACUGCUUUGGGAAAAUUAUACGUUUGUUGCUUAAGUUCCUUUAAAAACAUAUUUGAGAGUGGGCUGCAGUCGAAAGACUAAAAUGAAUAAAACA